Molecule: messenger RNA, 2352 nt
Organism: Amoebophrya sp. A25
Lineage: Eukaryota; Dinophyceae; Syndiniales; Amoebophryaceae
Source: the annotation of a GenBank genome assembly
AGCAUCUCUUCUCGUCUUCUUCUGGACUGGUACCCCCCUCUACGAGGGUUUGCCUCCUUGUCUACCCCAUCUACAGUCUGUAACUACAAAGUCCGUUAUGUGGUCUUCUGAUGCUCGCUGUUUCUCGCAGACAAUUCACCACCAUUAUUUUUUUAUAGAUUAUGUAGCGCGCAUUUUUAUGAAUUUGUUGGCUUGAAUCUCAGUGUAAAGAUUUGUGAGUCGUUGCAUUGAAGAUGAUGAAUUCGAUUUUGCGUUUCUAUGUCAUAUUUGAAUUGUCAACUAUUACGAAGCAGCUUACAGUGAUCAGACAUGUAUAUAGAUAUCCAUAAGUAGUAACUCACUGCGAAGAACGAUACUUGCUUGGGAGUGGCGUGACGCGGCAGCGACAGGAUGUACUGCUGCCAGAAAGUAUAAGCUAUGAAGAAAGUCGUUUUAGGCUUGACGGUACAGGUCACACUGCGGAUGGCGAUUCAACACCUAACCUAACCAAACCUUUGAUCACUCCUUGGCGGAGAGCGGAAAGAAACGCACUUGACUUUUACGUGCUCAUCCUGCCGCCGCAACAUGACUUUUACGUGCGAUACGGACAAGGACAUCAAGAACAAGGAGGCCACAUCGCGACAACAUGUUGAUGAACGGCCAUGCCAGUCUGGAUUUGCAACUCGUUUCCCUUCCAAAGCAGAAGUUGGCACUAUGCUUCUCGCCGCUUUGGAAAAGCUGGCGCACUUGUAUUCGGUGUGGGUCCUUUUCGGCGUGAUCGCCUUCGUCACGCACCUGGGUGAAGAUAUUCCCGAACUUGCAUUUUUAUUUCCCGGCGGUGCCGGUGGUGGGAAUGUCCACUUUGUGGAGAAGAUGCGAGAUGGUCAACAAGGCGCGAGGUCGAUGAACAUUGCGACGAGCAGCGUCAGCCGAUCUUCUUUUUGGGGCAGGAAAAUACUAGAGUACCUCACCCACAAUGUCCCACUUGCGGCUACCUUUGUCAUUCCACAUACGGGGUUGCCAAUCCUUUACCGUUUGGCAAAUACGAAAGGUAGCUGGCUGUGUUGCAACAGGAAUUUACCUAUUUCGAAAACAACAUUCUUGUUUUGGUACAACCUUCAUUCGGCGGCGAGCCUUCACUUUCUUUUGGCCUUCUAUCGUGGCAUUGACAGCAGCCUACUCUUAUGGCUCAAUACAUAGUUCAUUUCUACGAAUCAUUUUUCUCUCUUUUCUUCUUGGGAUAGAUGCUGAAGAUGAAAUGAUAUCACCAAGAAAUGAACUAUGUUUUAAGCUCGCACUUUGUGCGAGAUCUCUUGUAUCUAAUACUCGUGGAUCUGUCCACGGUCAUGCUCGGGCGAACCCACUUUACUUUGGUUUUGCCAGUGAUUGUCGUGGCGUACGCGCUUUUCCUGAGCGACGGAAUAGGGCGGAGGAUGCUCUUUCCUCGGAUCGUGACACGCUCAGUACUAAAAAUAGACCACGUCGACGAACAGAAUAAUUUACUAAACGACGAUGACAAGCAAGAACGUCAGCAACACGACCAUGAUAGAGGUAGGAGAUUCUCGUCAGUAUCAGGCGAGCAAAAUGCGUGCUGGAAAAGCAGAGAACAAGAAGAUACUCAUCUGGACAAAACAUGCCAGCAAGCUUGCGUGUCGAAAACGUCAGUGGGUUCGACAUGUUCAAUUUAUGACGAACCUGACUCCGGGUCAUCUGCGAAAAAAACAAAUUCAGAUGCUCAUACGUCGGAUGAAGACGUAAAAGAGAAAAAGAAUUUUUCAAACGAUCGUUUUCACCACAACGGAACUGUACCGCCAAAUCGUUUGACGUCUUCGUGUCCGCUAAGCGUGGUUCGCCAGCUUCUUACGAACAGUUUGAGUCAAAAACGAGUUGAUCGCGAUGACGUUACUGCGGUGGUCACGAACAGCCAUAUCAGGGGCACUCACAUAUUGCACGAUGACGCUACCACGGUUUUACAACAAACAAGAAAUGAUAGCACAUUUUCGCUCCGUCGAACGGAAUUGGUGUCAAAGCAGCUAUGCCGUCAAGGAAACGGAACCUCGCCGACUAUUCUUUCAAGGAGACAAGAAGAUUCAAGCGACAACUCAUCGCCAAAAUUUAUCUUGUGUCAGGGAAAGACUCCGAACGAGGAGACAAAGGCAUCAAGUACAUCUGCUUUUUCAAUUAGGACUUCAGCCAUCACAAGAACAUCAAGUACCUCACAAGCCACAUGUUCGUCACAAUCGCGGAGGGGGAAUUUGGAUAUCAUCACAGCGAUGGCAACUGCGGUUACGCAAAGUCGGUUCGGAGUGCUGGGUUUCAUUUUGUUCAGUGGCCUUUCGAUCAUCCCCCUACGCUUCUCGUUGGAUGACUUAA